AAUUUGAUGACGUACUUCACACUACACACGGAAGCACAAGGUGGAAGUGUUAGUCAGGCUUCUUAAACUUUACUUAUCGAUAAAACUGUUCGUAGAAACUAUUAAAAGCCACGUUCAAUUCCAAGUAGAAGUCCAGUAAGGUAGGAUACCUUGUAAGGGAAAUAUGGAUCUCCAGAAAAUGAAGGUAGAGGACAAAGUGGAGCUUUGCAAAAAAUACUUCUAUGGUGGUUUUGCACUCCUUCCUUUCUUGUGGGUGGUCAAUUUUGUGUGGUUUUUCAAAGAGGCCUUUAUCAAACAACACUAUGAACAGCAGCAACAGAUUAGAUCAUACGUAAUAAAGUCAUUAAUAGGAGCAAUAAUAUGGACAGCUAUCUUCAUUACCUGGGUGACAUUGUUUCAGCUAUACAGAGCUAGCUGGGGAGCCACAGCUGACUACAUAUCAUUUAUAAUACCAAGAGGAAUAGCCUAAAUAUCACAAUAAGAUGACUCCAUUCAUAAUAUAUUGGGUACUUAAAUACAACUUUUUGAGAAGUUUCUAUACUUCUACUGAGGUGGAUCACACCCACAAGUCGGUACCUGAUAACAGCUUUGUGCUGCUGCAAACAAAGGAACAAUGACUCCAUCUUGGGUCACAAAACAGAGCUGGUUCUGUUUACUUAACUUCAAAGUUGUCCCAUGUACAAUUGGCCCAAAGUCCCCUCUGCUGGUGCGGAGGACAAAUCAUAUGCUGUGAAAUAAUGAGAACAUCAUCUAUAGUAUCUAAGCUUUGUGUUCACACUACAGUAUUGGAAUGUUGGAAAAGAUUAAGGGAUCCAUACACUGUAUAUGUGGUACGGCAUAAAAAAAUUACCAUAGGGGUUAAAGGUUGAAUGUGUUUCAGUUCAGUGUAUCAGUUAACCCCUUCACCGUACAUGACCUACAUGUAGAGUGUUCAAGUUUCUGACACUGAAUUUUGAACCUUCUUCAAAACAUUGAUUUAGAACAUAUUAUAGAAUAUUUAUACAUGAAUAUGUGUGUGUGCGUGUAUGUAAUUUUGUCAGUGAAUUUUCAAUAAACAUUAAUGAUCUUUAGAGAAAAAUGGCAGUUUUCUGAUGAAAUAAUUAAUGUCAUCUUCUUUUCUGAUGAAAUUAUCAAUGUCACCUGUACUCUGUGUUGAAGAUGAAAAUGAUAAUUCCACAUUUUAAAGACCACCCAUAGAUAAUGUUACAGUCAUGUUCUUGAAUACCUUGAAUAUCUCACAACAAACACAAUGUGGGACUAAAUAAACAUUUACUAUAUUACUGUUUUAUAUGUUUGUAUAAAUUAUCAUGGAGUUAUAUUUGGUAUACACCACCACAGAAUCGGAAUCUGAGUAAAUUUCUUCAACAAAUAAAAUAACAGAUAUA
Messenger RNA from Lingula anatina, 1385 nucleotides. RefSeq names its product gamma-secretase subunit PEN-2. Gene Ontology annotation, cellular component: gamma-secretase complex. NCBI's taxonomy places the organism in Eukaryota, Metazoa, Brachiopoda, Lingulata, Lingulida, Lingulidae. The record is from RefSeq and is a predicted model, not a curated record. Gene Ontology annotation, biological process: Notch receptor processing.